AGCUUUUUGGAUCUUGUUUUGUGUUGUUAUUGAUUGCGUAUAAUUAAGUUCCUUUAAUAUAAAUUAUGAAACUCUGAAAACAGUGGAAAAUAUAAAAGCGUUUGGCGAAUUAAAACUUUUGGAAUUCCCUUUGCAACCACUGGAAAGUGGAAGAAAAGAAAAAAAAUUUGAUUCUGCUAUCAGAAGAUUUUUAAAUUUAUUAUUUAUUCUUUAUAUAUCAAACUAGUAGUGUUUAAAAUGUCAAUUCGGGCAAAAUUUCUCGGUUUUGUGGACGUGAUAAUGAGGAUUCCGCCUCUUUUUCUGCUCGAUGAGAUACUCAAAAUGAAUUUAUUUGAGACUUCUCCUUCGCAUUUUAAUAAUUUAGUUGCAGAAAUUAAUGAAACAAUCAAUAGUAACCUUACAACAAAUCUAACGGACACAACAAUCAGCAGCUUAGACCUAUAUGUAAUAUCUCUAACGCUUCUCAAGUGCGUGGUCUUUCUAAUAGGCUGCUUCAGUUCUGUUGCAAUCUUCAUGCUAUGGACACGUCACUUGGUGAUAGUCUACAUGUAUAUAAUAUCAGUAGGAUUAAUAUUUCUUUCGUAUUGGAGUAACUUGUCAGCAAUUGCACUUAUAAAAGACGGACCAAGUCUUCUUGAAGACAUUCUUAAUGUCAACAUACCGAGACUAACGGCGCCAGAUGGAACGGCAGUGAGCCUUCUACCGCAUUUCAUGUUACAAUGGGUGAUGGGAACGAUUUUCACUUACAUUCAUCUAGGACCAAAGCACAAUUGGACACAAAAAGCAAUUCCAUUUGCAUUUCUAAUGCCACUUUGUUUGGCAACGUUGCCGAUACCAUUGAAGAUUGUUAAACAUGCGCCUACAUUUGCGGCUGUAUUGCCACUAGUGCUGGCAAAAAUUGCUAUUUGGAGUGCUUCUUUUGACAUUUUUAAGACACUUAUCAGUGGAUAUCGGCAUGCUGUAAGUUUUGCUGAGAAUUUCGGUCUUUCAGCACUUGUUGAGAAUGAAUGGCAACGUCUCAAUGUUCCUUGCGUAUUACGAGCUUUCUGGACAAUUAGAUUGAUUGAACAAUUCGCAACAAUGACAUUUGAGUCACAAGAAUCACUCACGUUUAUGUUCACCAUUCAGAAGCUUCUUGUAACAGGAUGUGAAACAUUGAUAGCUCUUCUAGGCAUGACAAGCAUCAUUUCAAUCAUUUGUCAUUAUAUUGGAAAACUUUUCCAAAUGUUUUUGAUGUCAGAAGAAGAUGAAGACAAGUCAAUCGGGACUGUUUCGGCGAUAUUGUUUUAUAUCUUGUCACUUCAAACGGGAUUGACAACAUUACAACCAGAUAAAAGAUUCAUCCGAUUAUGUCGUAACAUGUGCUUACUUGUCACAGCACUUCUUCAUUUCCUUCACAACAUGGUUUCGCCAAUUCUUAUGUCAUUGUCAGCAUCUCACAAUCCAUCUAGAAAACGACACACACGUGCAUUGCUUGUUUGUUUAUUCUUACUCUCAGCACCAAUUCUAUUGUUAAUAACACUGUGGAGUCGUCAUCAACCUAGUACCUGGCUGCUUGCUGUUACCGUCUUUUCGAUUGAAGUUGUCGUAAAGGUGCUAGUAAGUUUAGCAACUUACAUAUUGUUCCUUCUAGAUGCACGUCGACAAACUUUUUGGGAGCGAUUAGACGAUUACAUUUAUUACAUCAAAGCAUUUGGAAAUUCAGUUGAAUUUUGCUUUGGAAUUUUCUUAUUCUUCAAUGGUGCAUGGAUUCUUAUCUUUGAAUCAGGUAGUUUAAUAAGAGGCGUGAUGCUAAUUGUGCAUAGUUACUUCAACAUAUGGUGCGAGGCUAAAGCAGGAUGGUCGGUUUAUAUAAAACGACGAACAGCUGUACAAAAAAUAUCGUCACUGUCAGAAGCAUCAACCGCAGAACUUCAAAAUUUCGAUGACGUUUGUGCAAUUUGUUAUCAAGAAAUGUCAUCAGCUAAAAUCACUAGAUGCAAACAUUAUUUUCAUGGAGUGUGUCUUAGAAAGUGGCUUUACGUUCAGGACAAGUGCCCGUUGUGCCAUGAAAUUGUGAUUAAUCAAGACUUGAAGGCUGAAAUUAUAAAAGUCAAUGAUGAUGCUCAAGUUGAUGAGCAACAUCACCAGCAACAAGUACCAAAUCUUGAGCAUUUAAUGCAAAAUCCUCGUCGUGUUACACCGUCGAGAACAGUUCACCUUCAUCACCAUAAUCGAGGUAGAAGUGAAUCAGAUUCACGUGAGUCAAGUCACAGUUCAUCUAGCAGUAAUUUAACAAAUUAUAUCGAUCCCGAAACCACCACCACAAGUCGAUCAAGUCAGGGUCGAAUGAUGGCUGGAAACUGAUAAGACAAAUCAAAAUUAAAACAACAAAACAAAAACCCUUUUAUGGAGUUAGUCAAUUUUUUUUAAGGUGAAACAAUUAAAAAUGAGAAAAAAAGAGUAAAUUAGACUUAUGUGAUAUGAUAACAAAACGCUGAUAUAAAAAAGAAAAGAAAUUUCAUUUAUUUCAUUGUAAAAUGCAUGGCCGAAAUAAAAAAAUUCUUGACGAGAAUUUUACUGAUGAGUUUGUCAUGAAGUUAAUUUUGUCUUUUAAAAAAAAAUCACUUUUCAAUGACAAUCUUCGAAAAAUUAACAAAAAGAACAUUUAACUAAUCGAAUGUUUCAUUAUAUUUAUUUAAAUUAAGUUAAAAGAUUUUAUAAUAUAAAAUGACAAUACUGAUAAUAAGUUUUUGUUUUUAUUUAUGGAAAAAUUAUUCAUAUCUCCCCAGCAACA
Messenger RNA from Clunio marinus, 2776 nucleotides. Lineage: Eukaryota; Metazoa; Arthropoda; Insecta; Diptera; Chironomidae. The record is from the annotation of a GenBank genome assembly.